This is a messenger RNA of Temnothorax curvispinosus, 4241 nucleotides long. It is a transcript of the gene Ranbp16, whose product is annotated as exportin-7. The transcript has 15 exons. Gene Ontology annotation, molecular function: small GTPase binding; nuclear export signal receptor activity. The record is from RefSeq and is a predicted model, not a curated record. Lineage: Eukaryota; Metazoa; Arthropoda; Insecta; Hymenoptera; Formicidae. Gene Ontology annotation, biological process: protein export from nucleus. The coding region runs from base 384 to 3695 and encodes 1103 amino acids. Gene Ontology annotation, cellular component: nuclear pore; cytoplasm.
CACCACCACCACCACCACCAUCACCACCGUCACAGUCACCACAAGGGUUACACCCGCGGAGCGAAAGCGAGAGAGCGCUCGAUCCCCGCGCUCGGCCCCCCCCGAACCAAUUUCCACGAUAACGCGCGGCUGUUUAUUUACAACCUGUCGCUCGCAUAUAACCUGUCCAUGGCUCGCGAGAUCCCGCGUAGAGUCCGGCGCGUCACCUGGCACGUCUCUGAGAUCUUUCAUCCGAUGGCACUUGGCAGAACCUUGUGCGCAAUUUAUCAGCGAAAUAGACGCGAUGAGCGUUCGUCGCAAAAUGGAGAUCGAGAUCUCUAAUUUUCUCGGCUUCGUUAUCGCAAAUCGCAACUGUGCACGCGCGCGCUUGUGUACACACACCUAUGCGUAUGAAGCACAGUAGUGAAGUACGGCAGCUGGAGUUGCUAUGCAAGCAAUUGUACGAGUCGCAAGAUUCGGCGCAUCGCGCAGAGGCGGAAAAGGCUUUGGUCGCUUUUCAAAAUGCCCCGGAUACGCUUACAAAGUGCCAGCUUCUUCUGGACCGCGGGGACUCCGCGUAUGCUCAAUUACUGGCCGCUACCACCUUGACGAAGCUAGUGUCACGUUCGGCGCAGGGACAACUCACGACUACACUCAGCUUACAACAGAGGCUCGAUAUACGAAAUUACGUACUCAACUACUUAGCAACGCAACCAAAGUUACCGAAUUUUGUGAUACAGGCUUUGGUUACGCUAUUCGCUAGGAUAUCAAAGCUUGGGUGGUUCGAUUCCGAUAAAGAGGAAUUUAUCUUCAGAAAUGUAGUCAGCGACGUAGCCAAGUUUCUUCAGGGGUCGGUGGAGCAUUGUAUGAUAGGAGUACAGUUGCUCUCUCAAUUGACGUGUGAAAUGAAUCAAAUAUCGGAAGCUGAUGCGAACAGAUCUCUGACAAAGCAUAGAAGAAUAGCAAGUAGCUUUAGAGAUACCCAACUAUUUGAAAUAUUUAGGUUAUCGUGUACCUUACUGAGUACAGCUCGUGAAAAUUGUAAAAGUUUAAAUUUCAACGAUGAAGCGCAGCACGGUUUGAUAAGACAACUGUUAAAGCUUGCACAAAACUGUUUGACAUUUGACUUUAUUGGCACAUCGACCGAUGAGAGUUCGGAUGAUCUUAACACAGUACAAAUUCCGACGAGCUGGAGACCUGCGUUUCUGGAUUUUACUUCGUUGAAACUAUUUUUUGAUUUAUAUCACAGUCUACCUAAUACGUUAUCGUGUUUGGCACUUUCAUGUCUGGUUCAAAUAGCGUCUGUCAGACGGAGUUUAUUCUCUAAUACUGAAAGGGCAAAAUUUCUGACGCACUUAGUCAAUGGUAUUAAGCAUAUACUACAGAAUCCUCAAGGGCUUAGUGAUCCAGGAAACUAUCACGAGUUUUGUAGAUUAUUAUCUCGACUGAAGAGCAAUUUCCAACUUGGCGAGUUGGUCUUGGUGGAGGAUUAUCCCGAAGCAAUACAACUGAUCGCCAAGUUUACAGUGCAGAGCUUACAGAUGUGGCAAUUUGCGCCAAACAGUUUGCACUAUCUUUUGACCCUGUGGCAGAGGAUGGUAUCUUCAAUGCCAUAUGUAAAAGCGGGUGAUCCACACUUAUUGAAUACGUACACCCCGGAAGUUACAAACGCAUACAUCACAUCAAGACUCGAGUCGGUAGCAGUAGUGGUCAGAGAACGCCUAGAGGAUCCGUUGGAUGAUCUAGGAGUGGUUCAUCAUCAAUUAGAACAAAUAUCGGUCAUUGGUAGAUGCGAAUAUCAAAAAACGUGCACCCUGCUAGUCCAACUGUUUGAUCAAGCUGCAAGAACGUAUCAGGAGCUAAUGACGCAAACGGUGUCACCGACGCAACAAAUCGACAUUGCGAUCCAGGAGGGACAACUCACAUGGCUUGUGUAUAUCAUAGGUGGUGUUAUAGGCGGGAGGGUUGCAUUUAAUAGCAAUGAGGAGUUUGACGCUAUGGACGGAGAAUUGGUUUGCAGAGUGCUUCAAUUGAUGAACCUGACCGAUUCGAGACUCGCGCAAGGUGGCUGUGAGAAACUGGAAUUAGCGAUGUUGAGUUUUUUCGAGCAAUUUCGAAAGAUCUACGUCGGCGAUCAAGUUCAAAAGAAUUCUAAAGUGUACAGGAGAUUGUCUGAUGUGUUGGGUCUUAACGACGAGGCGAUGGUACUCAGCAUUUUUAUUCGAAAGAUAAUAACGAAUUUGAAGUACUGGGGCAGGAGCGAACAAAUUAUUUCCAAGACGCUACAACUUCUAAAUGAUUUAUCAGUGGGUUAUAGUUGUGUUCGUAAACUCGUCAAAUUAGAAGAAGUACAAUUUAUGCUCAACAAUCAUACGCGAGAACAUUUUCCAUUUUUGGGAAACAAUGUAGCUGUGACAGAAAUGCGCUGUAGAUCAAUGUUUUACACAUCUCUUGGUAGAUUAUUGAUGGUAGAUUUAGGUGAGGACGAGGAAAGAUUUCACACCUUUAUGUUACCUCUUACAGGUGCAUUGGAGAGCCUUGGUCAAUUAAUGGGUGCUGCAGAUACACCUCUCUUUGCAGCAGAGGAAGCAAAGAAAGCGCUGAUUGGUUUGGCGCGAGACCUUAGAGGCUUAGCUUAUGCAUUCAACACCAAAACAUCCUAUAUGAUGCUUUUUGAUUGGAUAUAUCCUAAUUAUACGCCGAUUUUAUUACACGCUGUGGAGUUGUGGCAUCACGAACCGCAGGUGACAACGCCCGUCCUGAAGUUAUUUGCUGAGUUAGUACAAAAUAGGAGUCAACGAUUACAAUUCGACGCGUCGUCUCCAAACGGGAUCCUGUUGUUUCGUGAGGCCAGCAAAAUAAUAUGUAGCUACGGCAAUCACAUAUUGAACGUUGAAGUACCCAAGGAUCAGAUUUAUCCCUUAAAACUCAAAGGAAUAAGUAUAUGCUUCAGUAUGUUAAAGGCAGCCUUAUGUGGAAGUUAUGUAAAUUUUGGAGUGUUUAGGCUGUACGGUGACGAGGCGUUGGACAAUGCUCUUAAUACAUUUGUCAAAUUGCUUCUUAGUAUUCCACAAAGUGAUCUUUUGCAUUAUCCGAAACUGUCGGCAACAUAUUAUUUGUUACUCGAAUGUCUGGCGCAAGAUCACAUGGUCUUUUUAUCCACUUUGGAACCUAGGGUUUUUCUCUACAUCCUUUCCAGUAUCAGCGAAGGCCUUACAGCACUAGAUACUAUGGUCUGUACUGGUUGCUGUGCAACUCUCGAUCACAUUGUUACAUAUUUGUUUAAACAACUUUAUCAAAAAGGAUAUCCAGGAAGGAAAAAUGCAGUUGUUCCUGGAGGAGGAGAAUUAUUUUUGCAAGUUUUGAAACAGCAUCCUGAAAUACUUCAACAAAUUUUAAGUACUGUUUUAAAUGUGAUAAUGUUUGAAGAUUGUAGAAAUCAAUGGAGCAUGUCUCGCCCUUUGUUAGGUCUCAUAUUGUUAAAUGAAGACUAUUUUAAUCAAUUAAGGGAAAAUAUUAUUAGAAGUCAACCAGUUGACAAGCAAGGAGCGAUGGCCCAAUGGUUUGAAAAUUUAAUGAACGGGAUUGAAAGAAAUUUACUCACAAAAAAUAGAGAUAGGUUUACACAAAAUUUAUCAAUGUUUAGAAGAGACAUAAAUGACGCCCUAAAAGGACCUAAUAUAUCAAAUUCAGUCAAUGAUAUGAUGACUUCGUAGUGAUACUGCUCUCUCUGAAUUAGAUUCUUCUAGGUUCUUGCCUGCCAAAUGCUUGAAUGUGUGUGCGAGUGAAACUCUAAAUUAAUGGUGAAAUUAAAUUUUUGGCUUUAGAUGAGUAUAAAGAUAAUAAAUAUUAUCGUUUUACAUCAACAUUACAACUUGGCUUCCUAUUCUAUCUUUUUAGCUACUCAAUUAGUUACAUUAAUUUUUAUUUUAACGCAAUAACAUUAAAAGAAAAGAAAAUUUGUAUUUUAUUUUUUUUUUUUUUUUAUAUGGUCCUUAUGAGAGAUUUUUAGGCAUUAAUAAUUUUAAUACUUUUCCCCCCCAACACAUGCGCGCGCGCACACCACACGCACGCACGCCCACGUGAUCGAAAUUUUUUUCUUUUCUUUUUUUUAUUACCUUUAUACUCGAACUUUGUUAGCCCCGUCGAACAAUCAGAUUUAAACAAUCUUAUGCACAUAUAUCAAUAUCAAGAAUUGACAAUUAUUAUAUGACAUUUUAUAACCGUACAACAAAUAUAUUAUUCGAAUUUCUUGAAACAAA